This is a messenger RNA of Chara braunii, 3393 nucleotides long. The record is from the annotation of a GenBank genome assembly. NCBI's taxonomy places the organism in Eukaryota, Viridiplantae, Streptophyta, Charophyceae, Charales, Characeae.
AGUAGGGCCCACUCGAGGUGGUACCGCCACCCAACCAUACACGAAGGAGGAGGAGAAGAAGAUGGCCGCCAUCCUGCAGGAGAGGAAGGAGGCCAAGAAGAAGGCCUUGAAAGAGGAAUAGGCGGCCAAACUAAAGAAGAUGGAAGAAGAGAUGGCCAGGGAGAAAGAGAAGUUGAAAAAGGAAGAAGAAGAGAAGUUGAAGGAGGUGGAUGAAGAAGAGGAAGGACCGCCACUGCAAAAGAGUGGGCAGCACAGCGGCAGCAGCAGUGAUGAGAUGGAGAAGAAGAUUUCGGAGUGGGUCGCCAACUUAUCCCUGGGUGCGGAGGAAGAGGUUGCUAUGUACAUCCCCAAGGAUGAGCAAGAAGCCGCCAUGAAGAAAUCGGAAGCAGAAGAAGAUAUUCUGACGCGGCGGGCGAUGGAGGAUGAACAGAGGAUGGCGUGGAAGCUCGCAGUGAUGAGGGAGAAAAAGAGAAGAGUGGAGGCGGAGAAUGCAGCAAUGCACGAACUAGCGAAGGUGAGGACUGCCGUAACAACACAAUUGAUUCCGCAAGUGGAUCUCCAACGUAAAGUGGAGAUCAUCGCCCAGAGCGUUGAGCGGUUAGCUAAAGUGCAAGAAAGGCACUUUGAGUUUAGUCGCAGCCAAGAGAUAUCUGUACGCUCGAUGCGAACGGGCUUACGGGACUUUGCUCGCGAGUUAGUAGGCGCUGUGGGGUCCGAGGUGACUCACCGCCUCGAGAAGACUGAGCGUUUUUGUGUCGGCGCCAUUGAGGGCGUCAAGGUGGCCGCUCCCAAGGAGGAGGAGGCUCGUCCUCGCAGGGAGCCGGUCAAAGUCAAAUCCCCUGAUUCCUAUAGUGGGAAAAGGGAAGAGAACUUUGACAAUUGGGAGGCCAAUGUUAAGACUUAUGUGCAUCUGCAACAGGUAUCCCCGGAUCAGCAGGUCCUAAUUGCGAUCCACGCGCUUAGAGAUGAGGCCACCAGUUUCGCGAGAUCCCUUGUUUGUGCUGCCAACUGUAGUGACGAUCCAGUUGCGUACUCCUCAUUUACGUCCCUCAUUGAAUUCUUGAAGCUGCUGCGCGAGCGAUUCACUGAUGUUGCCCGUAGUGUCAAAGCCUCAGAUAGGCUUCAGACAAUACACUCGCGCCAAUCGAAGAGUGCAAGGGCACUCAAGGGCACAAUGGAUGAGUUAGUGGUUGUUCCUGACCACAAGGUCACAGAGACCCAGUUGGUCAACCUCUUCUACCGGGCCAUGCCCGAAGCGCUGCGUGGUCACUUCUUUGACAAGAGUCAGGACCCUGCUAUGACUUAUGAUGUACUUAGCAGGGAAGUGGUCGCGUUCGAGGCGAAGUCUGCGUCUAUUUCCACUUUCUGGCACAAAGAUUUAGACAAAGGCAAAAAGUGGAAGGGCCGCACUAUCUCAGGGCAGGUCAAGACUAAGGAUAGCCUUGUGCUCACUCUAGAUGAAGGUAGUGUGGAUGAAAUCCCCUACGAUCAGAUUGAGUGGGGGUUAGAGGAGGAGGACAGCGGUGCGGGCCAAAGGAGAUCCUACGCUGUUGUCGCAGCUGGAGGGAGGCCGCAAGGAGGAAGAGCCAAGGCAACGCUCCAUUUGAAGGAGCACGAGUGUAGGCUCCCUAGUUCGUCAGGCGAGGCUAAGAUUGCCCGCCUGUUCCAUGUGUCAGGGGUAGAGAAUUCCUUGGCGCAUUGCUGCCUUGGUGCCCCCGCGUUCGCCAGACUGGUGAAGAAGGAGGGAUUGGAGGAACAGGUCUUUGUUGCCUAUGUUAGGCCAGUCACUGAGCCUAUGGAGGAGAAACCGAUGGACCCUGCGAUUGCCAAACUGCUGGAAGAGUUCAAGGAUCUAACCGAGCCGCCGAUAGGAGUAGUACCGCGGUCCAUCCAGCACCACAUUGAGAUAGAGCCUGGCAGUAGAACUCCUAAGGGCGCCGUGUACAGGAUGUCCCCACGGGAGUUAGAGGAACUUCGCAAGCAGUUAGACGAGCUCCUCGAGAAGGGUUGGAUUAGGCCCAGUUCGUCUCCUUUUGGAGCACCUGUCCUCUUUGUUCCUAAGAAAGAGGGAGACCUGAGAAUGUGCAUAGACUAUAGGGGUCUGAAUGCGAUUACAGUGAAGAAUGUUGAGCCACUGCCAAGGAUAGACGAUCUUUUAGAUCGACGGUGUAUGAAUGAUUUGUUUAGGCCGUGGUUAGACAUAUUCGUUGUAGUUUAUCUAGAUGACAUCCUAGUGUUUAGCCGGACCCUCGAAGAGCAUCGGGGUCAUCUCAGGCAAGUCUUGGAGAAGCUGAGAGAAGCUAACUUCAAGAUCAAUGCAAAGAAGUGCGAUUGGGCGAAGACCCAAGUUUUGUAUCUAGGCCACGUCUUAGACGGAGACGACGUUAAGCCAGAAGAUAGCAAGAUCACAGCGAUUAGAGAUUGGCCCACGCCACGUACGCUGACAGAGUUGCGCUCGUUCCUGGGCUUAGCGAAUUACUACAGGAAGUUCGUAAGGAACUUUUCCACCAUCGCUGCGCCCCUUCGCAGAUUGCUGAGAAAAAAGACAAUCUGGAAGUGGCACAAGGACUGCACGUCCGCCAUGAAGAAGCUAAAGCAGGCGUUGAUAGAGUAUCCGGUCCUUAAGGUCGUCGAUCCGUCCUUGCCUUUUGUUGUUACUACGGAUGCUAGCCAGUACGGCAUAGGCGCAGUGKUACAGCAAGAYGAUGGCAAUGGCUAUAGACCCGUAGAGUUCAUGUCCGCUAGGAUGCCUUCAGAGAAGGUUGCGACAUCUACCUAUGAGAGGGAACUCUACGCUCUCAGGCAAGCAUUAGACCACAGGAAGCACUACUUGCUUGGGAGGCACUUCAAAGUCUAUUCGGACCAUGAAAUGUUACGGUGGUUAAGGACGCAGGCCAAGAUGACACCUAAGCUUACUAGGUGGGCCACAAAAAUAGAUCAGUACGACUUUGAGCUCAAGCUUGUCAAAGGGAAGUAUAACGUAGUCGCGGAUGCUCUAAGUAGAAGGGCUGAUUACUUUGGAGCGAUAGUGCAUUAUCUUGAUAUAGGGAAGGACCUGCAGCAGAGGGUUAGAGAAGCGUACGCGUAGGACCCUAUCUAUAGUGACCUCCUUAAGAAAGUCAAAGAGGCCCCAGAGACUGAGCCGAACUACCGCACUACCGAAGGGUUAUUAUUUGAGAAGACUAAUGUCUUUGACCGCCUGUGCAUCCCCAAUAGCGAAGAGAUUCGUAGUCUGAUCUUGGGCGAAUGCCACGACACAGAGGGUCAYUUUGGUUGGCAAAAGACUUUAGCCAAUUUAAUGCGCGCGUAUACCUGGCCAGGGAUGAAGAAUGACUGCGUAGAGUAUGUUCGCAGUUGUAAGGUUUGCCAGCGUAACAAAAGUUCUACGCGCGC